Sinocyclocheilus grahami is the source of this 749-nucleotide messenger RNA. Its product is annotated as TBC1 domain family member 22A-like. The transcript has 4 exons. The record is from RefSeq and is a predicted model, not a curated record. Lineage: Eukaryota; Metazoa; Chordata; Actinopteri; Cypriniformes; Cyprinidae. Bases 42 to 749 code for a protein of 235 amino acids.
CUCUCGAUCCCCCAUUUGACCCUUUGCUACAUGCCAAUCUGAUGAAAGCAGGAAACAAGCCUCCGUCUACCACUACGCCAGGAAAACCAAAGAAAGCCACCACCUUCCAAGAGUUUGAGAGCAUCACCAGUGAUGCCUGGGAUGUGGGAGAUGAUGAUGAUGAACUUCUCGCUAUGGCAGCCCAAAAUCUCAACAUUGAGGUUGUCAUGGAGACAGCCAAUAAGGUGAUAGAAAACCACAGCAAGCUGCAGGAAAGAAGACAGCAGCAGAUGGGCAAGAUGACUGAGCCCGAUGAAAAAGAUGGACAGGAAGCACACGAGGAAGAGGAGGAAGAGCCCGAUGAAGAGGACGAGAGAGAGGAAGGGGCCGAGAUGACAACAGAUCUGUCGUUCAGUUCAGAGACUCUUCCACUAAGUGACAACAGAAUGGUGAAGAAGUCACACAGUGAAGCUCCUGUCGGCUCACCUAAAGAAGUGGGCAUUGACCAGGCAGUACUACACAGACAGCAGUCACUCCCGCACAGGCCUGUGAUUCCACUGGUGGCCCGCAUGGCGGAUCAGAACACAUCUGGGACUCCUGCCAUGACCCAGAGAGAGGCGUCAAGACUCGACAAGUUCAGGCAGGUUCUGGCGGGACCUAAUACUGAUCUGGAAUGCUUUGGCUGGGGACCCACUGUCCUGCAAAGUUUCCAACCCGUUUCAGCUCACCUGGCCUGUGAUGUUUCAAGUGAUCCGGAAGAGCUUGAUUAG